Messenger RNA from Ectocarpus siliculosus, 921 nucleotides. NCBI's taxonomy places the organism in Eukaryota, Phaeophyceae, Ectocarpales, Ectocarpaceae. The record is from the annotation of a GenBank genome assembly.
AUGACCUUGACAAACCCUCCCUGGUCGUUCCUGCGAGCUCUACUGGCUCUGCUUCCCUGCGCCGCCCUUGGAUGCAGCGGAAGAAUAGCGAGAAGGGCCACGGAGUCCGUGUUGCUGGCGCCACACAGCAGCAGCUCUGCUUGGUUGCACCCGGCAACAACUAGCCGACAUCAGAGACGAAGGCGGGCGACGCCGCCAUGGGGCAGCGGCGGCGGCGGCGGCGGCACGAGCAGCUGCUGGUGCUCCGUGACUAGUUCUCCUGUUCACUCUGGGAGCGGGGGCGACGGAGGGGGUGCACCUCCGAACCAGGGAACGGGUGGGAGAGGGGGCAACGGCAAUCGCCGGAGGUCUGCGGACGGAGGAAUAGGCAACUUAGACGGUAGCGACAGCGGCUGCAGCGGUGGGAGCCAGAACAACAACAACAACAACAACAAUAACAAUAACGCCUCUGGUUCGAGCGCCAGCAACAGCGCCGAAGGAGGGAACGAAGCGAAGAGCGCGUUAGAGCGACAGUUCUCGCAGCCCGCGGCGGCGAGAAGAGAGAGGAUAAGCGAGGGCCUGGGCAAGGGAGUGCCGUCGCCCCGCGAGAGACUCCGACUGCAGCAGGAGAACCUUGACAUGAGGUGGAAUAUGUCCAGGAAGGCAAACCAGACGGUCUGCUGCAGGCAAUGCGCGGGGGAAGGGGUAGUAGAGUGCAGGUUCUGCGCCGGCACUGGCAUGUUCAAGAUCGGGAGCGAGCUGAUGGUCGACCCCGCCUCCGGAAGACCCCCGCCGUGCCCCGUGUGCAGUGGCAAGGGGGAGGAGGUGUGUUCCCGCUGCAACGGGAUAGGGAGGAUCGCCUCCUGGCUCUUCAAGAGCGAGAGGAGAAAGUGGAAGGAUGAUGACGACGACAACUUCUCUUCGGGAGGGGGCCGGCGCUGA